Tachysurus fulvidraco (yellow catfish) is the source of this 658-nucleotide messenger RNA. Its product is annotated as translationally-controlled tumor protein homolog. The record is from RefSeq and is a predicted model, not a curated record. Bases 1 to 546 code for a protein of 181 amino acids. The transcript has 4 exons. Lineage: Eukaryota; Metazoa; Chordata; Actinopteri; Siluriformes; Bagridae. Gene Ontology annotation, molecular function: calcium ion binding. Gene Ontology annotation, cellular component: cytoplasm.
AUGGCCUCACAAUGGCUGAGGCAGGUCGGAGGGCCGCGGACCGGCCCUUACAACACACAGCAUCUCCUCACCUUCUUAGAGACCCUCUAUAGGGCUCUCAUCCCUGAUGAUGAGGGGGGUCCAUUUCCAGAUGAUUUACCAAAUGCAGAGGGGGACAUCAAUGAUUUGCUGAUCGGUGGCAACGUGUCCGCAGAGGUCCAGGAUGAUGGCUGUGAUUUGAUGACAGUCAGCGGCAUCGACAUCGUCCUCAACCACAAGCUCCAGGAAACCAGUUACGACAAGAAGUUUUACAUGGUCUACAUCAAGGACUACAUGAAGGCGGUGAAGGCCAAACUGCAGGAAACGUGUCCUGAACGAGUAGAGCCCUUCGUGUCUAUUGCUCCAGCUGAGGUCAAGAAAACCAUUGGCAACAUCAAGAAUUUCCAGUAUUUCACAGGUGACUCAAUGAACCUGGAUGGCUCCAUCGGUCUGCUCGACUUCUGUGAGGAUGGACUGACACCGUACAUGCUUUUCUUCAAAGACAGUCUUGAGUUGGGGAAAUGCUAAACUACCCCGUUCGUGUCCCUGGCUGCUUCUCAUCAGUGGCUGGCCGUGAAAGCUUUUGGAUCAGAUCACUCAUUCCACAUGACUCCAUCAGUAUUAGGACCAAUGGCCACUG